Messenger RNA from Gastrolobium bilobum, 2757 nucleotides. Its product is annotated as RNA demethylase ALKBH10B. Gene Ontology annotation, molecular function: mRNA binding; demethylase activity. Lineage: Eukaryota; Viridiplantae; Streptophyta; Magnoliopsida; Fabales; Fabaceae. Bases 477 to 2465 code for a protein of 662 amino acids. The transcript has 8 exons. The record is from RefSeq and is a predicted model, not a curated record. Gene Ontology annotation, biological process: mRNA catabolic process.
UUGUGAAUGUGAGCCACCAUUUAAGACCAUACAUAACAUACAUAGUUUACAUACGCAUGCCACAUGCCACAUGCCACAUGCGUGCUCAAUAAGCCAUUCCCAAAUUCUUCAUUAACCCUAGAUCUUCAUUCUUCAACCUCCUCCUCCCUUUGCGUCAUUCCAACUCAACAAAUCUCAACUCCAUUCAAACCCCCAUUGCUAGAUCUAAUCCAAUUCAACAAAUUUUGCCUGAUCGCUUUGCAAAUUCUUUAUUUUUUUUUUAUCUUUACUCUUUUUUGGCCUGAAUCACUGUUGGUUUAGUCUUGUUUCUAAACAAGUUUGCUUCUUUUUACUUUAAUUGUUCUAAAUUCUGCAUUUUCAUUUUGUGGGGUCCCUUUGAAUUGAGCUGUUUAUUCGUGUUAUUUCUUUUUUUAGAUCUAGUUGUGUUGGGUUGUGCUUUAUAUGCUGUUGUAGUGGAUUCUUGGUAGCGAGUUCUCAUGGCAAUGCCAUCGGGAAAUGUGGUAAUACAGGACAAAAUGCAGUUUCCAAGUGGUGGUGGUGGUGGUAGUGGUGCUGUCGGUGGUGGUGAGAUCCACCAGCAACACUACCGCCAGCAAUGGUAUGUUGAUGAGAGGGAUAGUCUUAUUGGUUGGCUGCGAAGCGAAUUCGCAGCUGCCAAUGCGAUCAUAGAUUCACUUUGUCAUCAUUUACGUGUAGUUGGUGACCCUGGCGAGUAUGAUAUGGUCGUUGGGACCAUUCAACAAAGGAGAUGUAAUUGGACUCAGGUGCUGCUUAUGCAGCAAUACUUUUCGGUGGCUGAAGUGGUGUAUGCACUGCAGCAAGUGGCUUGGAAGAGGCAGCAGAGGUAUCUGGAUCCAGUGAAAGUAGGUACAAAGGAUGUUAGGAAAUCUGGUUCAGGAUAUAGGCAAGGGCAUAGGUUUGAGGCUGCAAAGGAAGGUUAUAAUUCUAGUGUAGAGUCUUAUAGUCAUGAGGCGAACACCGUGGUUGCUGGAGGUGCAGAGAAAGGCAUUCCACUUGCUGAGAAGAGUGAAGAACUUAAAUCUGAUGGCAAGGUUGGGAAGAUGGAUGAUAAGGGUUUAGCAUCUGCUGAGGAGAAGAAAGAUAUUAUAACAAAGCAUCAAACUGAUGGCAACUUGAAGAACUCAGGGAGUUCUCAAGGGUCUCUGUCCAACUCAGAAUCCGAAGCUGUGGUUGUAAAUGAUGGAUGCAUAUCAAAUUCUAAAGCGAAUGACUCACAUUCUAUGGAAACUCAACACCAGAGCCAAAAUCUUUCUACCAUAGCAAAAACUUUUAUUGGCAAUGAAAUGUUUGAUGGGAAGACGGUGAAUGUGGUUGAUGGAUUGAAGUUGUAUGAAGAUUUAUUUGAUGGCACUGAAGUUUCUAAACUUCUUUCAUUGGUCAAUGAUCUAAGGGCUUCUGGGAAAAGAGGACAAUUUCAAGGAAGUCAGACAUAUGUUGUUUCGAGAAGGCCCAUGAAAGGGCAUGGAAGGGAGAUGAUUCAAUUGGGUGUUCCCAUCGCUGAUGCACCACCAGAUGAUAUAAAUGCAGAACCCAUCCCUUCCUCAUUUCAAGAUAUUAUUGAGCGCAUGGUUUCCUCGCAAGUUAUGACUGUGAAGCCUGAUGCUUGCAUCGUGGAUUUCUAUAAUGAGGGUGAUCACUCACAGCCCCACAAUUGGCCACCUUGGUAUGGAAGGCCUGUUCAUAUCCUUUUCCUGACAGAAUGUGAAAUGACUUUUGGAAGAGUAAUUGCCUCAGACCAUCCUGGGGAUUAUAGGGGCACUCACACGCUUUCACUCAUCCCGGGGUCCCUUCUGUCUAUGCAAGGGAAAUCCACUGAUUUUGCCAAACAUGCUAUUCCUUCAAUCCGUAAACAACGCAUACUUGUUACUUUCACAAAGUCCCAACCAAGAAAGUCACUGCCAAGUGAUGCUCAACGUCUUGCUUCUCAUUGGGGUCCACCAUCAAGCCGAUCUCCCAAUCACAUGCGUCAUCAUUUAGGCCCCAAGCAUUAUGCCACGGUUCCAACAACUGGAGUACUGCCAGCUCCGCCAAUUCGACCACAAAUUCCACCUCCAAAUGGGAUGCAGCCAUUGUUUGUUACCGCUCCAGUUGUUCCUCCCAUGCCAUUUCCUGCACCUGUGCCUAUCCCACCACCUGGUUCUGCAGGAUGGACAGCGGCUCCGCCGCGGCAUCCCCCUCCUCGAAUCCCUGCUCCUGGCACAGGGGUCUUCUUACCUCCACCUGGCUCAGGUAAUUCAUCUCAACACUUACCAGGUCCAGGAGGUACUAAUUUGACUGUGGAAACUCCAACCAUAGUGGAAAAGGAAAAUGGGAAAUCAAAUCAUAAUAGUACAAGUGCUUCCCCAAAAGGGAAAAUGCAAAAGCAAGAAUGCAAUGGACAUGUGGAUAAAAGUCAAGUUGAGGCAGAGCAGGAUAGCGAUGACAAAGCUGCGGAAAACCAUUGAGCUUUGCCUGGUUUUAUAUAUAUAAACAGAGAGAGAGAGAGAGAGAGAGAGAGAGAGAGAGAGAGAGAGAGAGAGAGAGAGAGAGAGAAAGCUUAUCAAAGGAAAGGGGUAGGAUGCGAACUUGACAUGAGUUUGAAGCAAAUGUAAAGCGCGGCAACAUUCGAGAUAUCACCAUACUGCUAAGGAGAGAACAAGGGAAGGUUGCAGAACUUUUUGGUUCUCUUCAAAAUCCUUUGUUUGCUCCGAUUCCUUUUUGUUGUCUUACUAUAUUAACUCUUUACGUUAAGGUAAA